Messenger RNA from Paraphaeosphaeria sporulosa, 1437 nucleotides. RefSeq lists its product as uncharacterized. The record is from RefSeq and is a predicted model, not a curated record. The transcript has 3 exons. NCBI's taxonomy places the organism in Eukaryota, Fungi, Ascomycota, Dothideomycetes, Pleosporales, Didymosphaeriaceae. The annotation marks the transcript as partial.
CUAGGAACUCCAACAGCGCAUUUGACGAGCGCCUCGCAACCGCACUCGCACAUUCGCAUCGUCCCGCGGGAACAGCUAGACAGCGACUCGUAUGAGGAUAGCACGCCUACUUUUCGUUCUUCGUCGCUGCAAUUGCCGCCAUUGCCGUUGAGAGACCGAGGAUCUCGUACAGGUAGCGCCCAUAGUGAAGUCUCGACGCCAAUCAAUACCACAUUCGCACAGAUGGCGCGCCGGAGCAACAAGAACGACAUGGAGGGUGUCGAGAAACCAACUUCCGGGCCCGUGCCGCUUUCAGGUUUCGUGUCAUUCAAGACACAUUCCGAUGGCAGUGACAACAUCAGCCCCACCGAUACCCGCCCGCCUGCCAUCGAGAACCACCUGCGUCUCUUCGAGCAGCUACCCGACAUUAUUCGUCUUCAAGAGCAGACUGGCGACUUCGACGGUCAGGUCGUCUUCAUUGGUCAUCCCAACCGCGAUGUCUCCGCUCACCAGUGGAUCUCCGACUCAUAUCAAUGGAUUAAUGUUGGUCUCUGGUCACACACGCGCAAGAGAAUAGAAGGUUCGCUUGCUUCUGAUCGUCUGGCAACGUCUGAGUUGUCGUUCAACUCGAUUGAAUAUUUCAAGUUCGCGGCCGAGCGCCGCGAAUCUAUGAUCAAGGAACAUGGUCGUCCACGAACAGAUCCAGAGGCAACCAAUACCGAACCUACUCCCACGGAGGCAAACACAGACCAAACUAGCGAAGCACCCGUCGGAAGCUUCGCCGCGACCUCUGCUCGGACCGUCACCGGAGAGAAACUGGAAGACCCAUUCAUCACUCCCGGCAAUAUCUUGCAGCCAGCCCCCAUGCUCGUAUUCAAUUUUCGAGAAGGCGGUCCAACGGUGGCGAACCCUUACCGCGGGAUAUCAACCUUGAACGCUGCUGCCGCACCAUACCGUAUGUUGCCCAAGAAACAAUCUUCUGGGGAGUCAGAUUCUUCAGUUCCAGCUUUCAAUAUUCCUGUAUCUGCCUCUGACCCAGCACUACGCUUCAGCGACCCCGAUGGACGGCAAGAGCACGUUCACCCAAUCGCGAACGGCUUUAACAAACAGGCACCCACUAGGCAGAACUGGAGUGGCCCAUUCUUCGCCGACUCUAUGCCAACUACGCACGAUCCCCUUGCUUCACUUUCUGCUCAAAUCAGCAUUGAGGAGAAGCUCAGGAACUGGUAUCGCGACGGCCAAAGCGUCAUUCGACAGCAAGAUUAUGCCAAAACUCUGGUGGCAGCGGCGUCUGCAAGCAACAAGAACCGUAGCUUUGCGGUUAUCGGCGACGGGUCCGCUCGGAAGCAGGAUCUCUCAAAGCACGCAAACACGCAUUUAUUCGCCCGCGUAUAUGAACACCUUUCUGAGUACGCAGAACAAUCCCGCACUGAUGGUGGACAAAGCUGUUUUACCCGA